AUGUCGGCAGCUUCCUCUCUAAGUGAAACCCAGGUUUUCCUGACCGUCGGUGUCGUCGCUUUGGUAGGAGAAGCCCUAGGCCCAUGCCAAGCCAGCAGGAUUGAGGAGGAGCUCGGGCAGGUACGGCUAGAGAUGUUCUUCUCCUUCUGCCGAAUUAUGGUGCACGUGAUGAUCUUGGCUGUGCCCGUGUCUAUGGCAGAAUGCUGGCGCAAUCCUAGCUUUUUUUCUGGAAGUUGGGUCGUCGCUACGACGCUCCUUUACAUAGUCUACAACUUGGUCAGCUUUGGUAAAUGUCCGUUAACAGUUGCACGUCUCAACUUUUUCUGCAUCCUUCUGAACGGGAUCAUCGCCGCUGCAAUUGCCUCAAGCGGUUUUGCAAACCGCGAAGACCACAUGGGGUGUUUCGGAAUGGGUGUCGCCAGUCAGCUUCUGUUGAGCCUUCUGUUUCCUCCUAGCUGGACCAUGUUGGUCGCCUCGGUGAUCUAUUCCAUGGCAUUCGUGUUCAGCACAGCGAUGGCCCAUGGACCUUUGGCGCUGAACCGCUGGUUCUUGCUACAGCAGAUUUGCCAGUUCGGCGUGAGCAUCGCCAUCCCUGCCUUUGUAAACUGGACACUGGAAGCUCGAAUCUCCGCUGCCUUCAAGUCCAAGGAUGCUGAUGCCCUGAGUUUCGGGUUUCGACAGGUUCUCCGAGGCAUCUGUGACGGAGAUCUUCUGCUGGAUAGCAACUUUGAGAUCUGUGGGAAUGCAACAUGCCUCCAACGGUUGCUAGGGAGCAACGAGGCCUUUGCUGGGCGCUUGUUUCACGACCUCAUUGAUGGUGCGGAUGCACGCAAGAAGUUCCACAAGUUCGUGGCAUCCUCAGAUAUCCCAACAAGAGAAGCCUGCUACGACGGCGGCGAGGCUGCACCCCAUUGCCUCAGAGUACCACUGAAGGCACCCUCUGGCAGGAUCGUGAAAGUAGAUGUUUUCCAUGUGUCUCUACCGGGACUUUAUGGUGAAGAGUCACAUCAUUUGCUUUCUAUGAAAGAGGACCCGGACUCGAUGGUGCCGCUCGAGGCAACACCGACUGGCACAGGUGCCGAUCGCUUGCUGAAGUCUCUCAUAGGACCUCCGUCAUCAAACCCUUCCUCUGCAACAAGCAGUGAGAACGGCGUGGAGAGCUAUGAGGAGCUCGCAGAGAUGACUCUGCUUCUGAACGCAAGCACGGAGUUGGUGGACAUCGAGGAGGCACAUUUGCGAUUCAGGCGGCAGAAGCACGACGACGACGUCAGGAUGGGCAGCUUGGACUGGCAUUCUAUGGACCCGUGGCUCCGGAACUACGCGGCAAGUGCUGCGCAGAAGGUGGAUACCCAGGUGAAGAAGCAUUUCUCCAUCAGCUUCGGAGGAUUCGCCGAGGUCCUUCAUGCUCACACCUUGAAGAGGCAUCCCUCGCUGCAGGUAGAUACCGAUCUCGUUGCUCCUGCGUUUGUUUGCAAGUCUCUGCCUGUGAACCUACCUUCGAGCCUGCAUGCGGCCAGUGUGGAGGAGGACUUAUCCCCACCAAACGAGCUUCUCGGACUCUCGGAUGAUGAUGCGCAG
This is a messenger RNA of Symbiodinium necroappetens, 1578 nucleotides long. The record is from the annotation of a GenBank genome assembly. NCBI's taxonomy places the organism in Eukaryota, Dinophyceae, Suessiales, Symbiodiniaceae.